Molecule: messenger RNA, 4613 nt
Organism: Pristis pectinata (smalltooth sawfish)
Lineage: Eukaryota; Metazoa; Chordata; Chondrichthyes; Rhinopristiformes; Pristidae
Gene: uba1
Product: ubiquitin-like modifier activating enzyme 1
Exons: 26
Coding region: 494-3742 (1082 amino acids)
Biological process (GO): protein sumoylation
Cellular component (GO): cytoplasm; SUMO activating enzyme complex
Molecular function (GO): SUMO activating enzyme activity
Source: RefSeq, a predicted model, not a curated record
UGCCAGAGGAAGUGGUUGAGGCAGGUACAACAGUAUCGUUUAAGCAGCACUUGGAUAGAUAAGAUCUUUAUUAGUCACAUGUACAUAGAAACACACAGUGAAAUGCAUCUUUUGCGUAGUGUUCUGGGGGCAGCCCGCAAGUGUCGCCACGCUUCCGGUGCCAACAUAGCACGCCCACAACUUCCUAACCCCAACGUCGUUGGAAUGUGGGAGGAAACCAGAGCACCCGGAGGAAACCCACGCAGACACACAGGGAGAGAACGUACAGACUCCUGACAGACAGCGGCCGGAAUUGAAGCCGGUGCAAUGCGAAAGGAAUUGGCUGUUAUGUGACGCCACUUUCAAUCAGGGUCAAGCCGCACUCGGCCAUUCAGCAGCACACUCUGACCAUUGGUCCCUGUGCACACCUCUCAUACCUGGCCACAACCCACUGGACCUGUUGAAUUACCUGAGCUCGCUCCACCCAGCUCUCCAGCACAAUAAAGGAUGCCACAUGUGCGCGGCCCUUCCUCUCUUUGAUUGCUGCCGGGGUCGAGACCACCGCGAGGGACCACUGAUGUCCAGUUCUCCGCUUUCCAAGAAGCGCCGUGUGUCCGUGUCUGCUGCAGAACCGAAGGCCGCUUCCAACUGCUCCUCUGUCAACUCCUUGCGGACCGAAUCGCCGGCAACCCCUGCCAACGGUAUGGCGAAGAAUGGAAAUGAUGCGGAGAUUGACGAGGGACUGUACUCCCGGCAGCUGUACGUCCUCGGCUACGAGGCGAUGAAGCGGAUGCAGAACGCCAACAUUCUGAUCUCGGGCAUGCGAGGCCUGGGCCUGGAGAUCGCUAAGAAUGUGAUCCUGGGGGGAGUGAAGACCGUGACCAUCCAUGACCAGGGGGUGGCGCAGUGGGUGGACCUGUCCUCCCAGUUCUACCUGACUGAGGCCGACCUCUCGAAGAACAGGGCUGAGGUUUCCCAGCCCAAGCUGGCAGAGCUCAACACCUACGUGCCAGUGACGGCCUACACCGGGGAGCUGACGGACGCCUACCUAGAGCAGUUCCAGGUGGUCGUCCUCACCAACUCCACCCUGGAUGAGCAGCUGCGGAUCGGGGAGUUCUGCCAUUGCAAAGGGAUCAAGUUCAUCGUGGCGGACACCAGGGGUCUCUGCGGGCAACUGUUCUGUGACUUCGGCGAGGAGAUGAUAGUGUUGGACACCAAUGGAGAGCAGCCUCUGAGCGCCAUGAUCUCGAUGAUCACCAAGGAUAACCCUGGCGUGGUGACCUGCCUGGACGAGGCCCGGCACGGGUUCGAGACCGGCGACUUCGUCACCUUCACCGAGAUCCAAGGCAUGCAGCAGCUCAACCAGUGCGACCCGGUGGAGAUCAAAGUCCUAGGACCCUACACGUUCAGCAUCUGCGACACCACCGGAUUCUCCGACUACAUCCGUGGUGGAAUCGUCACUCAGGUCAAAAUGGCCAAGAAACUGAAGUUUAAAUCCCUCAAGGCCUCACUGGAAGCGCCCGACAUCCUGACCACGGACUUCGCCAAGUUCGAGCAUCCGCCGCAGAUGCACCUCUGCUUCCAGGCCCUACACGAGUUUGCGAAGAAGAACUCCCGUCUGCCCAGGCCUUGGCAUCAGGCGGAUGCCGAUGAGCUGGUCAACCUGAGCAAGGGUCUGAACGAGAGGGCAUCGCCCUGCAGCCGCCUGGAGCAGCUGAACGAAGGCUUGAUCAGGAAGAUGUCCUACGUGGCAGCGGGAGACCUGGCCCCCGUCAACGCCUUCAUUGGAGGGGUGGCGGCCCAGGAAGUGAUGAAGUCCUGUACUGGCAAGUUCACGCCCAUCAUGCAGUGGUUGUACUUCGACUGCCUGGAGUCCCUCCCUGAGGACAACGAGCCCCAGCUCACCCCCGAAGACUGCAGCUUCAGGAACUGCCGCUAUGACGGGCAGAUCGCGGUGUUCGGUGCGGCCAUGCAGGAGCGACUAUCCAAGCUGAAGUAUUUCCUGGUGGGUGCCGGGGCCAUCGGCUGUGAGCUGCUGAAGAACUUCGCCAUGAUCGGCCUGGCCUGCGGCGAGGGCGGCGAGCUCACCGUCACCGACAUGGACACCAUUGAGAAGUCGAACCUCAACCGCCAGUUCCUCUUCAGGCCCUGGGAUGUGACGAAAAUGAAGUCGGAGACGGCAGCUGCCGCCGUGAAGCAGAUGAACCCCAACAUCCGAGUCACAGCCCACCAGAACCGCGUCGGGCCCGACACCGAGAGGAUCUAUGACGAUGACUUCUUCGAAGCUCUGGACGGCGUGGCCAAUGCACUGGACAAUGUCGACGCCAGAAUGUACAUGGACAGGAGGUGCGUAUAUUACCGCAAGCCCCUGUUGGAGUCGGGAACUCUGGGCACCAAGGGCAAUGUGCAAGUGGUCAUCCCUUUCCUCACCGAGUCCUACAGCUCCAGCCAGGACCCCCCGGAGAAAUCCAUCCCCAUCUGCACCCUCAAGAACUUCCCCAACGCCAUAGAGCACACGCUACAGUGGGCUCGUGAUGAAUUUGAAGGGCUCUUCAAACAGCCAGCGGAGAAUGUCAAUCAGUACAUCCAGGAUUCCAAGUUCAUGGAACGCACCCUGAAGCUGCCAGGAGCCCAGCCCCUCGAGGUGUUGGAGGCUGCCUUCAAGAGCCUGGUGACAGAACGUCCCAAGUCCUGGGAGGACUGUGUGACCUGGGCUCGGAACCACUGGCAGAUUCAGUACAACAACAACAUCCGUCAGCUGCUACAUAACUUCCCACCUGACCAGGUUACAACCUCUGGCACUCCUUUCUGGUCUGGUCCCAAGAGGUGUCCUCACCCACUGGAGUUUGACAUGCACAACGUCCUCCACAUGGACUAUGUGGUGGCCGCGGCCAACCUCUUCGCCCAGACCUACGGCAUCAAAGGCUCCCGGGACGUGGGCCAGGUGGCCGAGAUCCUCAAGGGGGUCAAAGUGCCGACUUUCACCCCCAAGUCCGGCGUCAAGAUCCAUGUCUCCGACCAGGAUCUCCAGAACUCCAACGCGUCAGUCGAUGACAGCCGCCUGGAGGAGCUGAAGACCACCCUUCCUUCCUUGGAGGCCCUCGCCACCUUCCGAAUGUACCCUAUCGAGUUUGAAAAGGAUGACGACACGAAUUUCCACAUGGAUUUCAUCGUGGCCGCUUCCAAUCUCCGAGCUGAGAACUACGACAUUCCGCCAGCUGACAGGCACAAGAGCAAGCUAAUUGCCGGCAAGAUCAUCCCAGCCAUCGCCACGACCACCGCAGCUGUGGUGGGGCUGGUGUGCCUGGAGCUGUUCAAGAUCGUCCUGGGCAAGAGGAAGCUGGAGUCCUUCAAGAACGGCUUCCUCAACCUGGCCCUGCCCUUCUUCGGCUUCUCCGAGCCCAUUGCCGCGCCGAAGCACACGUACUACGACAAAGAGUGGACACUGUGGGACCGUUUCGAAGUGACAGGCGUCAAGCACAGUGGGGAGGAGAUGACCCUAAAGCAGUUCCUGGAUUACUUUAAGAACGAGCACAAGCUGGAGAUCACGAUGCUGUCGCAGGGGGUCUCGAUGCUCUACUCCUUCUUCAUGCCUGCUGCCAAGCUCAAGGAGAGGAUCGAGCAGCCGAUGACUGAGAUCGUCACCAAAGUCUCCAAGAAGAAGAUCGGCAAGCACGUGAAGGCACUGGUCUUUGAGCUGUGCUGCAACGACGAGAAUGAUGAGGACGUGGAGGUCCCCUACGUGCGAUACACCAUGCGUUGAGCGGGCAGGAGGGCAGGGAGGGUCAGGAAGGUUCGCCGGAGCGGGCUUGGGCGGGCGAAUCUCGAGCAUGAACCCUUCGCGCAGCUCCUGAGGUUUGUGGGUGUCCUCUCCCUUUUCUUCUCCCACCACUGUAUCCCCCCCCUCCAUUCCCCCCCUCCCCAAGAGCCUGUCGUUAUAGGGUUUAGCAUGCUAUUACACUGUAGCUGAGACCAUUCCACACCCGCCCUCCUUUUCUUCCCGCCAUGGAAUCCAGGACCCCCCCCCCCAACCUCCCCUGUCCGGCCAUCGACGCUCCCUCCCCGCUCCAAAUCCCCUCCCCCCUCCUUUAAUUUAACUGUUACAGAUGCCCUUGGGUGCCGGGGGUGUGGGUGAGCCACUGGAGGUAUGGGGGGGAGGGAGAAGAGAGAGAGAGGGCACGCCCUUCCGCCUUCAAUCGGUGCCGAGAAACUUGCAUCUCUCCCCCGCCCCGCCCCACCCCCUUUUUUUUCUGUGUUUAUCACGUUAGCGGUGUACCUAGUGAAUUGGCUGUAGUUUUACCACGUGGAUCUUGAGAGAGAGCAGGAGGGGGAAAUGUGGCCAGAACGAUCACGUAAUCGUGUGCAUAGUUUGUGCGUGUGUGUGAGUGCGUGUGUGAGAGAGAGAGAGAGAGAAAACUGUAUUGGCUUUCCAGCUUGCGACCCCAGCCCCCUGUAUUUGUUCUGACCUUGGGUUUAGGGGGGAAUUAGUGUAAGCAAACUCCGGGAUGUCAGCCAAGGGGAGGUCUUUAUUAUUAUUCAAGACCGGUUUAAGAUAUUACCAUGGAAACAAUACACAAAUUUUUGAGAAUGCACUUAGUUUGUGGCUGGUAUGAAAUAAAAUGGAAUUUAGAUGA